AUGGUUUCCUUCAAUGUUAUCGUCUGUGGUGGUGGUUUAGGUGGUCUUGCUGCUGCCAUCGGUUUAAAGAGAAAGGGACACAAUGUCACUAUCCUCGAAGCUUCCACUGCUCUUAAUGAAGUUGGUGCUGGUAUCCAAAUGCCACCAAACUCCGUCAAGAUCCUUAAAGAAUACGGUGUCUUUGACAGAUUUGAAAAAUACGUCACCAGACCAAAGAACAUUAUCUUAAGAAGAUAUGACACUGGUGUUCCAUUAUCUACUACUCCAUUAGACCCAGAUAUGACCAAAGCUUAUGGUAACCCAUACUUAUUAAUCCACCGUGCUGAUUACCAAAGAUUAUUAUUCGAAGCUGCUACUGAACUCGGUAUUGAAUACAAGACUGGUUGUAGAAUUGACCAAGUUGACCAAGAUACUGCCACUGUUAUUUUAGAAACUGGUGAAAGAUACACCGGUGAUUUGAUUGUUGGUGCUGAUGGUAUUAGAUCCAGAGUUAGAGAUACUUCUGUUGUUACUGAAGAAGUUGUUCACCCAACCCCAUCUUCUAACUGUGCUUUCAGAGCUACUGUUCCAAGAGAAGAAAUGUUAUCUGACCCAGCUAUUGCUCACUUAAUGACUGAUGUUAACUCUAACUGUUGGAUCGGUUACAGAAGACACGUUAUGGCUUAUCCAAUCAGAAACGGUGAAAUGUAUAACAUUGUUAUGUCUCAUCCAGGUCAAGCUUCUGUUGGUAAAUGGAAUGAACCAGGUAAUGUUGAAGAAAUGAGAGACCAUUACAAGAACUUCGACCCAGUUGUUCGUCAAUUAUUAACUCAUGUCAAGACCGUCUUAAAAUGGGUCUUAGCUGAUUUACCAAAAUUACCAAGAUGGAUUUCCCAUAGUGGUAAGGUUGCUUUAAUUGGUGAUGCUGCUCAUGCUAUGUUACCAUACUUAGCUCAAGGUGCUGCUCAAGCCAUUGAAGAUGGUGCUACUUUAGCUGAAGAAUUAGAAAACUGUGUUUCUACUGAUGAUAUCCCAAGAGCUCUCCAACAAUACCAAAAGAAGAGAAAGAGAAGAGCUGAAACUAUCCAAGCUGGUGCUAGAAAGAAUGGUGACAUCUGGCAUUUACCAGAUGGUGAAGAACAAGAAGAAAGAGAUACUUUAAUGAGAUCUAGAGAUGGUGCUAACCCAGAUCAAUGGUCUGAUAGAGAAUUCCAACAAUGGUUAUUCGGUUGGAACGCUUUCGACAACACUUAUGGAUCUAAGUUGUAA
Molecule: messenger RNA, 1248 nt
Organism: Hemisphaericaspora subhashii
Lineage: Eukaryota; Fungi; Ascomycota; Pichiomycetes; Serinales; Debaryomycetaceae
Exons: 1
Coding region: 1-1248 (415 amino acids)
Biological process (GO): secondary metabolite biosynthetic process
Molecular function (GO): monooxygenase activity; FAD binding
Source: RefSeq, a predicted model, not a curated record